GGAGGCUCCUCGGAGCCCCGGGCCGGGGGAUGACCCGCGGGGCGGACGUGCCACUCGGACCGCGGCCCUGACCGAGGCCCCAGGGCAGCUCCGCGUCCCUCCGUGAGGAAGUCCGCGGCCGCUCGGGAGUUGGCCGAGGCCUGGAAGUGGCCACGAUUGACAUUAAAAUGGGUUUCCGAGUGUUCUCUGGAGGAGCAGCUGUGUAUUUCCGGAAAAACCAGUUCAGGCAAGCGCCGUGCUGGCAGAGGACCGGGUGGUUUAUUGAGCAUCUAAGUGCUGUGGGCACUGGCCGUGCAGGACGGGGCACGGCAGUCCCUGCUCUCUCAGACCUCCGUCUUUCUGCAACACGGUGUGACCCCGUUCUGCGGUGUCGGGAAAGCCCAAGGCAGCGCUACUGUUGGCUGCGGUGGGCUGGGGGCGCUGCAGAGGCGGCGGCGGAGAGCCGGGCAGUGGCGGGGCUGUCACAGGAAUCUUACCCAUCGUCUUCACCAAUAUGGUUUGUGGACUCUGAUGACCCAAAUCUGACCUCAGUUCUGGAACGUCUAGAAGACACUAAGAACAACAGUUCGCUUCGUCAGCAAUUGAAGUGGUUGAUAUGUGAACUCUGCAGAUUAUAUAACCUUCCUAAGCACCUGGAUGUUGAGAUGCUAGAUCAACCCCUACCCACGGGUCAGAAUGGGACAACAGAAGAAGUGACUUCGGAAGAGGAAGAAGAGGAAGAGAUGGGUGAAGAUAUAGAAGACUUGGAUCACUAUGAGAUGAAGGAAGAGGAGCCUAUUAGUGGGAAAAAGUCAGAGGAUGAAGGAAUUGAAAAGGAAAAUUUGGCAAUACUAGAGAAAAUUAGGAAGACUCAAAGGCAAGACCACCUGAACGGCGCCGUGUCCGGGUCUGUGCAAGCCUCCGACAGGCUCAUGAAGGAGCUCAGGGACAUAUACCGGUCGCAGAGUUACAAAGCAGGGAUUUACUCCGUGGAACUCAUAAAUGACAGUUUGUACGAUUGGCAUGUGAAGCUGCAGAAGGUUGAUCCCGAUAGUCCUUUGCACAGUGAUCUUCAGAUCUUAAAAGAAAAAGAAGGCAUAGAAUAUAUUUUGCUUAACUUCUCUUUUAAGGAUAACUUUCCGUUUGACCCUCCAUUUGUUCGAGUGGUAUUACCCGUUCUCUCUGGAGGGUACGUGUUAGGGGGCGGUGCGCUAUGUAUGGAACUUCUCACGAAACAGGGCUGGAGCAGCGCCUACUCGAUAGAGUCGGUCAUCAUGCAGAUCAACGCCACGCUAGUCAAAGGCAAAGCCAGAGUGCAGUUUGGAGCCAAUAAGAAUCAAUAUAAUCUAGCAAGAGCCCAACAAUCUUAUAAUUCCAUUGUACAGAUACACGAGAAAAAUGGCUGGUACACCCCCCCGAAGGAAGAUGGCUAAGUGUACUGACUGUCGUGUGUUUGGACCAAUGUUGCUUUAAAGAAAAUCUUUCCAACGAGCAGACAAGCUUUGGGUGCCCCCGUCACAGCCGUACUGAAGACGUUAGCUCAUAGAUAUUUUAGUGGAUAAUCUGUCAACUGACAUCCUAUAUAAGUUAUAGCCUUCUCAUUUUGCUCAUUUUAUUCUCUUGGACUGAGCAGUGGGGCUUCACUGUAUUUUUCCUGAUAAAUACACACACUGGCUACUCCUGAUCAUCUCUUUUUCUUAAACAAUGAAAUCUGUUAAGCAGCAAGCCAGCAUCAGGUAACUGAAGCUGUGACUUUAGGGUAACUUUUCCAUAAUGAGCGCGUGUGUUACCAGGACUUGCAGUAUGUUGUUCCAUUCAGAGCCAAUAAAGGUCUAUUUGCUGUUUAAUAUUGGUUUAGAAAAUUUAAGGUCUUCAACAUCAUAGUAGCCUUUUCAGAUUUAAACCAUUUUAUGAUAUUGCCAAAAUGAUGAUAGGAAACCUACUCAAUAAAUUGUUAAAUGUUUUUAUGACCACGUGAAGAUAUGAGCUGUUUCCCGAAGAUAUGCUCUUACCUGAGUUGCGUUGUACUUCUCAGGCAAAGUGAAGCAGGGCUGGGCCAAGUAGGCGAGUAAGGCCUGCAGUCGUGAUUUCCACUGGGGCAUCGCUGUCUUGCUGGGCUGAAUCUGUUUAUUGGUUCAGGAUGUCUUCUGAAGGUCUGCAGUAUAGAUCUUGAAGUUAUUUAAAAUACUAAGUCAUUUUACAUUUCCAUUUUA
This is a messenger RNA of Artibeus jamaicensis (Jamaican fruit-eating bat), 2192 nucleotides long. It is a transcript of the gene UBE2Q2, whose product is annotated as ubiquitin conjugating enzyme E2 Q2. The coding region runs from base 168 to 1412 and encodes 414 amino acids. The record is from RefSeq and is a predicted model, not a curated record. The transcript has 13 exons. NCBI's taxonomy places the organism in Eukaryota, Metazoa, Chordata, Mammalia, Chiroptera, Phyllostomidae.